Molecule: messenger RNA, 2871 nt
Organism: Alnus glutinosa
Lineage: Eukaryota; Viridiplantae; Streptophyta; Magnoliopsida; Fagales; Betulaceae
Exons: 18
Coding region: 384-2462 (692 amino acids)
Biological process (GO): DNA repair; protein dephosphorylation; 7-methylguanosine mRNA capping
Molecular function (GO): protein tyrosine/serine/threonine phosphatase activity; ATP binding; mRNA guanylyltransferase activity
Source: RefSeq, a predicted model, not a curated record
AGAUUGAUUAAUUAUAAAGAACCUUUACUUGUCUCUCUAAUCCAACAAACCCCCCUCUGUCUGUCUCUCUCUAUCGCCUAGGGUUUGGACGAAAAGUUCUAGUGGAGAGCUUACUACAAUUGUAGGGUUUUCGUUGUUCCAUGAGACAAAAGAAGAAGCCAUCCCGGUCGUUUAUGAUCGUGGAAGCCCUCAAUUUCUGCGCCGGACCGAAAUUAGCUUCUUCCGGCUAACUUCGCGAGCGGGUUGGAUCGUCCUUUCGGCGGCAAUUCGGUCGUCGAUUGCAUUUUCCUGCUCAGGGAGAAAACUUCAUUAUUACUGACAAAGUGGGAGGCUUAUAGCCACUUGGGACUUUACAGUGGCGAAUGUUGUUUGGUGGAUGUUGAAUGAUUGUUGCCAUGGAUUUAAAUGCCUCACCAGUCCCUGAGGAAGAUGAAGACACAUUUGAGCAGCAUAUAGAAGAAGACAGUGCGCCAGAAGAACGUAUAGAGUCUGGAGCUGAUAUAGCCCGCCGGGAGCGUGAUGAAAGACGUAAGCGAUUGAAAAGAGAACGCCCAGAUGACAGACCAAUGCACAUAUCUCAACCGCCCGUAUAUGAUCAAUUGUUUCAAACAAAAAACACCAAGUUUUAUGAUAAAAGCAGGCUUCCCCCGGGUUGGUUGGACUGCCCUGCAUUUGGUCAGGAUAUAUGUGGCAUGAUUCCUUCCAAGGUUCCACUUAGCGAAGCCUACAAUGACUCUGUUGCUCCUGGUAAAAGAUACUCAUUUAAGCAAGUGAUCCAUCAGCAGAGAGUUUUAGGGAGAAAACUUGGUUUAGUGAUCGAUUUGACGAAUACUUCUCGUUACUAUCCAGCAUCGGAUUUGAAGAGAGAGGGUAUCAAGCAUGUUAAGAUUCAAUGCAAGGGGAGGGAUGCUGUCCCUGAUAAUGCAUCUGUAAACAAUUUUGUCUCUGAGGUCUUACAAUUCCUCUCUCGUCAGAAACCACAAUCAAAGAAGUACAUUCUUGUCCAUUGUACGCAUGGGCAUAAUCGGACAGGAUAUAUGAUAGUUAAUUAUAUUAUGCGUUCGCAUCCAACUUCUGUUACUCAGGCAUUAAAAAUGUUUGCUGAUGCACGCCCUCCGGGAAUCUACAAGCCUGACUAUAUUGAUGCCUUGUAUUCAUUUUAUCAUGAAAAAAAGCCUGAGAUGGUUGUUUGCCCACAAACUCCAGAGUGGAAAAGGUCCUCAGGUCUUGAUCUUAAUGGUGAAGCAUUGCCGGAGGACGACGACGAUGGAGUUUCAACUGCUCCUUUGCAGGAGAAUCAUGAACUAGAUGUAGUGAUGACCAAUGAUGAUAUACUAGGAGAUGAGAUACCUAGGGACCAACAAGAUGCACUGCGGCAAUUCUGCUAUCAAACACUUAAGUUGGGUGGUGGGGCAAGAGGAAACUCGCAAUUUCCAGGGUCUCACCCAGUUUCUCUUAACAGGGAUAAUUUGCAACUGUUAAGGCAGCGUUAUUAUUAUGCCACAUGGAAAGCUGAUGGAACGCGAUAUAUGAUGCUAAUAACAAUAGAUGGAUGUUACUUGGUUGAUAGGGGUUUUAAUUUUCGGCGGGUCCAGAUGAGAUUUCCUUGCAGAAACACAAAUGAUGCUUUAGCUGAUAAGACUCAUCACUUUACAUUACUUGAUGGGGAGAUGAUAAUUGAUACUUUACCGGACUCGCAGAAGCAAGAGAGAAGAUACCUAAUCUAUGAUAUGAUGGCAAUUAAUUCCGUGUCUGUCAUAGAGCGACCUUUCUAUGAACGUUGGAAGAUGCUUGAGAAGGAAGUGAUUGAACCGCGGAAUCAUGAGCGCCACAAUAUUUACCAAUGUAGGAAUCCUUAUUAUAGAUAUGACCUUGAGCCAUUCAGGGUGCGGAGGAAAGACUUUUGGUUGCUCUCUACUGUUACCAAGCUUUUGAAGGAAUUCAUUCCAAGGCUUUCACAUGAUGCAGAUGGUCUUAUUUUUCAGGGUUGGGAUGAUCCUUAUACUCCUCGCACACAUGAAGGCCUCUUGAAAUGGAAGUACCCUGAGAUGAAUUCAGUUGACUUUCUAUUUGAGAUAGAUGACAAUGAUCGUCAGCUACUUAUUCUGUAUGAUCGGGGGAAGAGGAAACCGAUGGAAGGGAAUAAUAGGGUUGUAUUCAGAGAUGGUUCAGACCCCUCUUUAUAUUCUGGAAAAAUUAUCGAGUGUUCGUGGGAUUCAGAAGAAGAGGUAUGGGCCUGUAUGCGGAUCAGAACAGAUAAAUCAACUCCGAAUGAUUGGAAUACUUACAGGAAGGUGAUGCGGAGCAUAAAAGACAAUAUCACCGAGGAAGUAUUGUUGAACGAGAUUUAUGAGAUCAUACGUCUGCCCAUGUAUGCUGAUAGGAUACGGAACGAUAGCAAAGCCCACCAGCAUUCAAAUUCAGCGAGACGGAAGGUGAUGGUUGGAGGGAUGAGCAAUUGAUGUCCAUAAUACCUUGGAGGUCUUCUAGUAAUAGGAGAAACAGAUACUGAAGUAUAUCUCUGACACUUGCUUCCACGGAGUCAUUGCAAGUUCAGUAUACUGGAGCUUGGCGAUGUAUUGGGCAUUGCCAGAUGGGUCACUUAGAUAUUGUGUAAUUAGCUACCCUCCACUAUAAUCUUGUAACCUGUGCUGUGCUGGUGAGUUGUAUGAUUCAGGCUGAAUGAUUUCUCUCAGUUAGUUGUCCAGAUCAAGAGAGUUAGUUAGGAUUAGGGUCGCCAUGUAUAUUAAUUCUUUUCUUUUUCCUGUUACAUGUAGUGAAUUCUAAGUUUUCUACAAGGUAGCAAUUUUUCAGAACCAAUGGUCUUUUUAUUUUCGUGGAGAAAAGGAAGAAAUCAAUAUUUGUGAAUCA